AAAUUACCCACAGCUUCCAAUUAAUUAAGAAGUACGUACAUUUUGUCACAAAUGCUAAGAAUCAGUUAAAACUGGUUAUCUUAUAGUCUACAGAGACGUACGUAACCGCAUGAGAAGCAUUAAGCAGAUUGAGUUACUAAUAACUUGAACGUGCAUUAAUAGAGCAGCUGUAUAUAUAUACUAGCUUACAGUACAAAAUGGCGUGGAUUCAAAAGAUCUCUGACACACUUCUGAAAGGAAGACAAGAAGUAGAAGACACUUCCUCACACCAGUACGAUACAGUGACUGUACAUGUACUCGGAGAUAAGGAUCUGGCCAUUGGUCCAACAGACGACCUGAAUGACGAUUAUUGUCAGAUUGACCUACCUGGACCAAAGGGGAAGAAGAAAUCAAAACCGAAAAGAAAGGCUUCAGAGGAUGAUUCGUACGAUUAUGUGAGGGGAUUAGGGGAGACAAAGAAAGAUUCAUCUGGCUAUGAGAUAGUGGACCACGAAGGUCAAAAAGGAGGCCAAUCAAAGAAACUCAAAAAGGGAAUAUCAAAAUAUGAUGACUACCAUUAUGUGAGAGACUGCAGAGGAGCAAUAAGAGGUGACAAAAAGCGCCCAGUCAGCAUAGCAGCAGUGCCACGAGAAGUGGUCGACGGUAACUACACAAAGUUACUAAUGGGAACGAAAGACACAGAGAGAGAUUACGACCUUCCUGGGCCGUGGAAAGAUCAGACAGCUGCAAGCAGUGAGAAAACAAAAGGCAAGAAAUUCAAGCUGUUGAAAGGAAAAGUCAAGCGUCAGCCAGCAUUCGUAGAAGAUGAUGACACUGGCCUGUAUGAAAAUAACGAUUAUGAUGGGACACCGAAACUGAAAGGUGUGGGUGGAGUAGGAGCUGACAAAAAACGCCCAGUCAGUAUUGCACCAGAAGUUGCCGGUAACUAUACAAAGCUAGUAAUGGGAACAAAAGAGAAAGAGAAAGAUUACGACGUCCCCGAAGCUUCGGCAAAGGGUAGGAGCUCAAUUGACGCGAUACUCAAAGAAUUUACAGCUACGGCUACGGCUACGGCUACGAGCGUUGAGGCAGACCCUGGCUAUUACGAGAAUAACGACUACCAUGGAGUGGAGGGAGACAAACUGAAAAGCCCUGUAAGUAAAGGGAAAUCAAAAAACAAAAAGAAAGCCAAGAAAGUGAAGAUUGCGGAGGAGCCCACUAGCUACUACGAGAACAACGAUUACAAUGAUCCAAUAAAACCGAAGCAAGAUGAAAGUCAAAAGGAAGGAGAUAAGAAGAAACUCAAAUCAAAGGGAAAGUCAAAAGAUGACGAAUACGAUUAUGUUAGGGAUUUCAGAGGAGUGAAAAAGGGUGACAAAAAGUGCCCAGUCAGCAUAGAAGCAGUGCCAGCCGACGGUAACUACACAAAGUUACUAAUGGGAACGAAAGACACAGAGAAAGAUUACGACCUUCCUGGGCCGUGGAAAGAGGGCGAAAAAUCGAAAGAUAAAAAGAAAUCCAAGUCAAAAGGGAAGGGUAAAGGCAUGGUUGAAAAUGAUUCCAUAGAAGAUGAAAACGAUUAUGUAAUAAACGACUAUCAGAGUGGGAGUACACCCAGCGGAGGUAAGCUUCAAGACAGUAAACUAUUCAAGCUAUUGAAGAAGAAAAGUACAGAGAUUUCAGAGGAUGACUCGUACGAUUAUGUGAGGGGCUUAGGGGAGACAAAGAAAGAUUCAUCUGGCUAUGAGAUAGUGGACCACGGGGGUCAAAGUAAAACCGUGCCUGGAAGCAAGCUAUUGAAGAAGAUGAAAUCAGCCCUAAAGGGAAAGACCCAACACAUGUCAGAGGAUAACGCAUACGACUACGUGAGGGACAUCGGAGAGAUAAAGAAAUAAAAGAAGUUUUAUCACAUAUUCGGAACACUUACACUUACUACUACACCAAUAUGUAGAUACAUGGACACACUAGCUAAAACAUAAUAUUGAAUGCACAGUACGCCAUUUAUUUAAUUUGUACCACAUUCACUUCACAAUUAUAACUUACUUUUGUCAG
Molecule: messenger RNA, 2031 nt
Organism: Halichondria panicea
Lineage: Eukaryota; Metazoa; Porifera; Demospongiae; Suberitida; Halichondriidae
Exons: 4
Coding region: 198-1874 (558 amino acids)
Source: RefSeq, a predicted model, not a curated record